Molecule: messenger RNA, 1476 nt
Organism: Erpetoichthys calabaricus (reedfish)
Lineage: Eukaryota; Metazoa; Chordata; Cladistia; Polypteriformes; Polypteridae
Product: protein FAM200A-like
Exons: 1
Coding region: 1-1476 (491 amino acids)
Source: RefSeq, a predicted model, not a curated record
AUGGCAAUGCGAAUAGCUAAGAGCAAAAAAGCACACACGGUUGCGGAGAGUUUGAUUAUGCCAGCGGCUUUAGAAAUAUGCGAGAUAAUGUUAGGAAAAGAAAGCAGCCGAAAAUUACUGUCUAUACCAGUAUCAAACGAUACCAUCAGAAGGCGAAUUUGCGACAUGUCCAAUGACAUCCAAUUACAAUUGGUUGAGCGCCUACAAAGCAGUACAUUUGCCAUACAGUUGGACGAAAGUACCGAUAUUGCAGGCCCAGCGCAGUUACUAGUCUACGUUAGAUAUUGCUUUGACAAUGAUGUGGUCGAGGACUUUCUGUUCUGCAAACCUGUGCCACUUAGAACGACAGGUGAAGAUAUAUUUGCAAUGCUAAAUGAUUUCUUCAUUGCUAACAAGCUUGAGUGGUCCAGCUGUAUUGGAAUUUGUACGGAUGGAGCUGCAGUAAUGACAGGUCAUAAAAGUGGGGUUGUUGCACGCGUACGAACUGUUUCUCCGAAUAUUAUUUCCACACAUUGCAUGAUUCAUCGCGAAGCUCUUGCUAGUAAGAAUUUAAACGAAUCCUUCGGUAAAGUGCUAAAUACAUGCAUUAAACUAGUUAAUUGGAUAAAGUGCAGACCGUUGAAUGAACGACUGUUUGCUGCACUGUGCGAAGAAAGCGGCUCAGAUCAUCGACAUCUGCUGCUACACACAGAGGUUCGCUGGUUGUCACGCAGAAAGGUACUUCAAUGCGUCUUCGAGCUUCGCAGUGAACUGGCAUCAUUUUUAAUGGAUAAAAACUCAGAGCUGGUGAAGUUUGUUUCAGAUAAUGUAUGGCUUGCAAAACUGGCUUACCUGGCUGAUAUCUUUUGUCAACUUAAUGCACUUAACACAUCACUGCAAGGCAGAGAUUCAAGCGUGUUGAAAACAACAGACAAGAUAACUGCCUUCAAGAAAAAGUUGAGAAUAUGGAAGACACGAGUACAAAAUAAAAGCUGUAAUAUGUUUGAACCGUUAACUGAAUUUCUGAAUGAAAACAAUAUGGCCAUUGAUAACUUGGCAACAGAUAUCUUUGACCAUUUGUCGGCAAUGGAAGAAUACUUUGACAGGUACUUUCCAACAGAUAACAUUGCCGAUUAUGACUGGAUCAGAAAUCCAUUCAGUUGUCAGCUUACCGACUUGACCGGGAAGGAAGAAGAACAGUUGGCUGAAUUGUCUAGUAACAGAAGUCUCAAACUUAAAUUUCAAGAACAAACAUUGACUGUGUUUUGGUGCAACGUUAGGAACGAAUAUACGCUUUUAGCUGAGAGAGCAUUGACUGUGCUGGUCCCAUUUGCAACUACCUACCAGUGUGAAGCAUCGUUCUCAGCAUUAGCUGUGAUAAAAUCUAAGUUUAGAUCACGUCUCCAGGUGGAAGAUGACAAUCGAGUGUGUCUAUCAAAAAUCUCACCAAGGAUAGACCUUCUCUGCCGACAAAAGCAAGCCCACUCAUCUCAUUAG